This is a messenger RNA of Rhagoletis zephyria (snowberry fruit fly), 1153 nucleotides long. RefSeq names its product ATP-dependent permease MDL1, mitochondrial-like. Gene Ontology annotation, cellular component: mitochondrial inner membrane. NCBI's taxonomy places the organism in Eukaryota, Metazoa, Arthropoda, Insecta, Diptera, Tephritidae. The record is from RefSeq and is a predicted model, not a curated record. Gene Ontology annotation, molecular function: ABC-type oligopeptide transporter activity; ATP binding. Gene Ontology annotation, biological process: oligopeptide export from mitochondrion.
UUACCUACAGUGUAAUAGCAAUUCGUGUUUCCGUGUCUGAACACAGACUAAACAAGGAUAAUCGUAACAGUAUAUCGAUAUUUGACAAACAUUUCGUAAAUCGUGGCAAUCUUUUAAAUUUCCUAAUCAGCUGUUCUGUUGUGAUUUUUUCUCCCCCCGAUUUUUAUCCGACGUUAUGUAUACCGCGCGCGGAUUUUCAUUUUAAUAAAUUGUAUGUUCUUUGUUACAAAAUGUUAAUACAUUGUACCUGUUUUAGAGGCACGCUUACGCGGUUAACCAGUCGAAGUAUUUUGCAGCAUACACUGGUUGGCAUACUAAGGACCGUUCCAAGCUACAGAGGCUUCUCCACAGUUCACGCUUAUCGCUCGAAAUCAAAACAAACCUUUGGGCAACUACUUACGAACUUUGCAACAGUCCGUGGUAAUCGAGAUAUACGGAUAGCGCGAUAUCGGAGUGAUUUCAGAAAUGCCGCUCCGAAAACUGAAAAAACGACCAAAGUAAAGCUUCAUAGAAAGGAUGUGGUACGGCUUAUUGGAUUGGCGAAGACAGAAAAAAUGGUGCUUGCUGGUGCUAUGGGUUGUCUAAUAAUCUCUUCAGCCAUUACAAUGAGUGUACCUUUUGCGCUAGGCAAGAUAUUGGACAUAAUAUUCGAUAAGAAAGAAACGAAUGCGGAUACCAUGAAGAAAUUGAAGGAUUUUUCCUUAGUACUUUUUGGGAUCUUUGUUAUUGGUGGCUUGACAAAUUAUCUGCGAGUUUACUUAUUUAAUAGUGCUUGUAAGUGUGCCAACUUAUUUUAAUUAUCAGGCCGAUUCUGAACGGAAACUCCCAGAGUUUUCUCUCUUUUCCCUUUCCUCCUAUAAUGAAUUAAAAAUUCCCUGAGGAUUUUUUAUAUUAAAUGGCGGAGUUCAGCUGUCAAAAACGUGUCUUAACAGCUUUUUCGAAGAACAUAUAAUGUAUACACAUAUUAUAUAUAGUACAGCCCAAUUCUUAAUAUUCCCGGGGAGUUUGUUCUCCGGGAAUUUGUUUCACCCGAGUAAGAAAUCCUCCAAUAAAUAACUCUCAGUGAGUAGCAUUUUCCCGAAAAUUUGGGAGGAGGAAAUUCGAACUUCGAAAGAGCUGCUUGGCACUUUUUUACAGAACAACUCCGUCAUUU